ACCAAAGACAAUGUCUACCUCUCCAUCGACGGUGUUCUCUAUGUUAAGGUUUGAACUAUUUUCGUUUUUAAUUUGUUUUUCCCUGCUUCUCUGUGCUCUAUGUUCACUGAAUUUUCUUUUUCUUUUCGUAUAUUUUAGCUUGUUGCCUCCGUUUUAGCCUCUUGUUAUUCAAUUUAAAAGGUUAGGAGAAUGAUUUGUUUCAUUUAGGUCUAUUGUUUUACAUUUCUUAUAUAGGGAGUCAGAAUGGUUUACAUAGGCUACCGUGUACUCCUACUUAUGUUGUUAUUAAGAGAUUCUAAUAUGUGGCUAAACAAUGACUACUUAUGCAAAAAGGCUCCCUUCUUUGCUUGUUCAAUCCUUUUAUCAAUUCUCGUUGCUAUCCUUUUUUAAACUUAUAUGGUGGAGUGCAAACAGAUUGUUGACCCUAAGCUGGCGUCAUAUGGGGUUGAGGACCCAAUAUAUGCUGUGACUCAACUUGCACAAACGACCAUGCGUAGUGAGCUCGGGAAGAUCACAUUUGACAAAACUUUUGAGGAGAGGGACACACUCAAUGAGAAGAUAGUGAUAGCCAUUAAUGAAGCAGCAAAAGACUGGGGAUUGCAGUGCCUCCGUUAUGAAAUAAAGGAUAUAUCUCCUCCUCAUGGAGUGAGGGUAGUCAUGGAAAUGCAAGCAGAAGCAGAACGGAGAAAGAGGGCCCAAAUUUUGGAGGCUGAAGGUGAAAGGCAAUCAACCAUACUUACUUCAGAGGCUGCAAAGCUGGACCAGGUUAAUAGAGCAGAAGGAGAAGCAGAAGCCAUCCGUGUUAAAUCUGAAGCGACAGCAAAAGGAAUAACCAUGAUAUCACAUGCGCUGAGGGAGAAUGGAGGCCUCGAGGCUGCAAGUCUUAGAGUUGCCGAGCAAUAUGUCAAUGCUUUUUCUAAGAUCGCCCAAGAGAGUACGACAAUGUUGCUUCCUUCGAAUGCAUCCGACGCUGCUAGCAUGGUAUCUCAAUCAUUGGCUUUAUACAAAAAAGUGAUUCUUGAUCAGCAGCAUUCAGGUCAUGAUGUGCUCGUGGAGGAUCUGAAAUCUGCAGGUACAUCAUCUGCAGAAUCAUCAUCCACAAACAAAACCGAUGAAAGAUCUGAUGGUGAAGAAGCUGCGGUCAAGCUACCCAAACUCAGGAAAUAG
Oldenlandia corymbosa var. corymbosa is the source of this 1167-nucleotide messenger RNA. NCBI's taxonomy places the organism in Eukaryota, Viridiplantae, Streptophyta, Magnoliopsida, Gentianales, Rubiaceae. The record is from the annotation of a GenBank genome assembly.